AUGAUCAAGCGCGCGAAGCGCAUGGCUCUUGACCAUUUUACAGUAGAAUGAUCUUUAGUAGCCUACUCUUCUAAAUUUUACGAAUGCUAACACCAGAGGUAGCGCGAAGAUGGACAUGAUUAUUCGUCAUAAAUUAUCAUGAAUGAAUCAGUUAGCCGGCUUCUGCACGCGAAGUCUGAUCUGUAAGUCUGAUCAGUCUUGUGUUAGAUAGCAGCGUGUUCAUCGUCUGCCAAAAGGGGCAUCUCGAGGUAGAGGUUCACACAGCCUGUUUGUCCACAUGGCGGAGAUGAAUGGAGUUGCGAUGAAUGUGGAGGAGCACUUCCAGUCUAUUGAGGAUUCCCGCAACCGCACUAGAAAUAGAAAUAGCCAUGCUAGCCCUAGCCCAACAGGACAUGCUAGCCCUAACGGCCGAGCUAGUCCAAGUGGACGUGCCAGCCCCACGCAAAGUGCGCAUUUAGGACGGACUAGUAUUGUGAAAAUCACGGAUAGUAAAAAGGCUAAAAAGGUACGGUUUUACAGAAAUGGAGAUAGAUUUUUCAAAGGGAUGAUUUACGCUGUUAGCCCUGAAAGAUUCCGUACAUUUGAGUCGUUGUUGGUGGAGUUAACGGGAAGUCCUUUAUGUGACAAGGACAUAUUGCCAAAUGGAGUACGCAGUAUUUUUACCCUCGAUGGGUCGAAGAAACUUACGAGCUUGGACCAGUUAGAAAAUGACGAGAGUUACGUUUGUGCAUCGGGAAAUAUGUUCAAGAAAUUCGAUUAUACUCGCAGUCUCCAUCGGAAUUGGAGCCCGAAUGUUAACGUCAAGGCAAACGACGUUGAAGGAUACAUGCCAUUGCCAGAUAAAGGGCCCGGUGAACAGAGAGACAAUAUCAAACCUAAACUCGUGACGGUGAUUCGAAAUGGUUCCAAGCCCCGGAAGGCUGUUCGUAUUCUCCUGAAUAAGAAGACGGCACGAUCGUUUGAUCAAGUGUUGACGGAUGUUACAGAGGCGAUCAAGCUUGAUUCUGGUGCUGUCAGGAGAAUUUAUACUCUGAGUGGAAAAUUGGUUGCCAAUCUGAAUGACUUCUUUGGCGAAGAGAGUAUCUUUGUGGCUUAUGGAUGUGAAAAACAAGUCAUGGAUGACUUUGACUUGGACGAUAACGAGCUGAAAUUUGUUGGUGCCUAUCGCCUUGGCAAGCCAAAGGAGCGAGUGACCUUGGGGUCAAGGUCGCCAAAGUCAGUCAGGAGAGCAUUGUCAUCAUCAACGAGAAGCUUGAAUGAAGCUUCGAUAGAUUUAACACGAAGUGCACCAAACUCACCCAUGUUCAGACGAAAACCGAAACUGUCGACCCCAAACCCCAAGUCACCUGUGAGAAGCAAGGCCAAUGGAUUUAGUCACAUGAACGGAAAUACAAGGUCCCCCAUACAUAGUGCCACGCCACCUAGUAACCUUGCAGAGAAAUAUGAGAUCGGCCAACUGAUCGGUGAAGGAAACUUCGCUAUCGUGAAAAGCUGCAUCGAGAAAAAGACAAACAAGAAAUUUGCCUUGAAAAUGAUCGACAAGACACGGUGUAAAGGAAAGGAACACAUGAUUGAGAAUGAGGUGAACAUCCUUCGUCGGAUGCAACACCCAAACAUCGUCACCCUGGUGGAAGACUUUGAGACAAAUACUGAACUCUAUCUCGUCAUGGAGUUUCUGAAGGGAGGUGACCUUUUUGAUGCCAUAUCCACCUCGACCAAGUACACAGAGCGCGAUGCCGUCAACAUGCUACACAACCUGGCGUCUGCUCUCAAAUAUCUCCAUUCCUUGAACAUCGUCCACCGAGAUAUCAAACCAGAGAACUUAUUGAUCUGUGAAUAUGACGACGGAACGAAAUCGUUAAAGCUAGGAGACUUUGGCCUCGCUACUGUCGUUGAUGGGCCUCUACGCAUCGUCUGUGGAACACCCACGUACGUUGCCCCUGAAAUUCUUGAGGAAGAAGGAUAUGGCUUGAAGGUUGACAUCUGGGCUGUUGGUGUCAUUACAUACAUUCUGCUUUGUGGAUUCCCACCUUUUGUCAGUGCUACAAACAACAAUGAUGAACUCUUUGACAAAAUCAUGUCCGGUCACUACGAAUUCCUGUCGCCCUUCUGGGACGACAUCUCGGACUCGGCCAAAGACCUCAUCUCUCACAUGCUAGACGUCAAUCCCCAGACACGUUACUCUGCUGAACAGGUGUUAGCCCAUCCGUGGGUCGCUGACGACACGGCCAAGGACAAUGACCUCCACGUGACAAUCUCCAAGGAGAUAGGUCUGCACUUCAACCGGAAGAAGAAGGGAGACCCCAGUGUUAAUGUGAUUGCUAUUACUGCCUUGGACAAAGCAUCACGCUAUUUCCAGCCACCGAAGCACAGCCAAGCCGUUUGUAAUGGAGAUCAAGAGGUAGAUGAGGUAUUCUAAGUGACUUUCACUAGGACACAAACAUUGAUGGUUAUAUUCAUGGAUUGCUAUUGUUAAGGAUGCUCUUCUUCUACAGAGAGACUAAUGGCAUGCGUGGUGACUUCAGCAUAGCUAUUUAGUUUUAGCAGUCCUUCAUAGAAGCGUGGAAACUGAUCCCUGUGGUCACUUACCCCAUGGUUCCUACAUAGUUGCCAUCCCCUGGGACCCCUCAAAAUUUGACGCAAGGGUAAAGAGCAUUUCAAGCAAUCACAGCAAUAAUCAUAAUGCCUCCACAGGUGGGGGCAGUUGGCUUAUUGUUAUAGAUAAACUGUUCAUUCCGAACAAACACAAACUGAAAUCUCUAAAACAAUUCGCAAUGUGUUUUAAAUAAGUGGCACGGCAGUGUCUCUGGCCAGCUUGGAUCAACUGGUAGAAUGCAGGGGCCAAUGAUGUUGAGUGCUUGUUUACAUCUUUCCUCACAACCAAGUAUCAAUGUUCAUGAAACCAAAAUUACUGAUAGCAGCUAUGAUACCUUUUUGUGUGUUCCUGUAUUCAAUAAAAUAGUUGUAUAUUUUUUAUUGUUGACCUUCUGGAAUUAAUCGUAUUGAUCAAAGCCUGGGCUGAACGUUUGAAAGACCCAUUAUUAUUAUCAUUUGUUGUUACAUAAUAAUAAGAUUGUAAAAAAUUGGUAAUAUAUAACAUUGAUGUCUUUUGUGUGGAAAUAUUACUGAGCUUGAAAUGUUGAGCUUUUGGUGUAAUCAUGUUCAUAUUGGUUUUGAAUUGGCAAUCACUUGUGGUGAGUUCUCAAACUCUUAAAGUGAACAUUUCUCGAGCUAUUCAAUGCCUCUCCAGUUCCUGUGAAUACUGAGUAUCAAAAUACUCUUUAAUUUGAAUGAUGCUAUAAAUGGUUUUAAGAAAUGUUUUUGCUGUCCAUAAAGCUUACACUUGCACUGCUGUAAUUUGUAAAUGCUAAAUGCUUAUACUGUAAAUGUCUAAUUGUAUCAUUGAUAAUUGUUGCGUAAAGACAAAUUUGUUGUCCUAAGAUUUAAUUGUUGCGGGGUGAUGUCUUUAAAUUUACAUUCUUUUGAGCUGAUUUACUUUUUAAGAUGCACAAUUUCAAUCAAAGCCGGCCAUUGACUGUGACUGCUUUGCCGCGAACUCUUAAGUUUUUUGAUAUCAACUGGACUGCUUGUGGUUAGAACCAAUGCUAUUCUGUAUGUAAAUCCAUCCAAAUAGAGACAUGAGGAUCAGCCGAUAGGGCCCCAGGAAAAUGUUUCCUCGGUAAUCAUGGUAGAAAAAUGUACUGGUACAAGAUGGGCAUCUGUGGUUUCGCAAAGAUAAAUCAAUACAUUGUACUUUUAUCCACAUUGGUACUUGAUUAAGAUUUACUACCAGUACUGUCGUUUCUACUGCUAAGCAAUAUGACAUACAAGCUAGUACCUCAAAGCUGCUCAUAGUGCAUGUGACCUUUAUAUUUGAGUGGGUCAGUACUUUGUCACCCAGGUGAUGAUUAAGUACUGUGACCUUAAAGUGUCCUUAUCCUGUCAUCCAAAUGUCCUUCAGUCAAUUCUCAUGGGCAGUGAAAAUGUAACUCCUACUUCAUGUUUCUUGAAUAGUAGGCCUAUGUGACCCGACAUUCAAAAUGGGAAGGCACAUCAGAUAAUCCUAAUCAUUGCUGUGUUUCUCUUAAAACAAGUGAGCCUUUGUCUUGCUUAUUGGCUCUUCCUAUUGGUUGUGCCGGGGGGGGGGGGGGGCAUGCCAUGGAGACAAUAGAAACAACCACCACAAGUUCACAAAAGAACAGCCUGUGAAUACACAGCUUUCUGUGUGCUUGGAUUAGGCUACUUAAGUCAGAAAUAUCUCCAGCAUUGUUAAGCCAAUGGAUGUUGUCAGCAAUUAAGAUUUUGAACAAUUGAACUCCAUUCUUUCAAUCAGUUAAUGAUCAUUUUCAGUCACAUGUUCCUGUUAAUACUCUCUGGUAUGUGAACACAAUAGUCCUUUUCUCAUGUCAUUAUAGAUACUUUGAUUAAGUUGAGUUAGACAGGCCGGGCCUGUGUUGAGAUAUUCUUAAUCACUUAAAAAAACCAUUGUCUGUACUGAGAUUUUUUUAAAAGUAUCUUCUCUCAGUCAGUUGUACACUAAGCCAAAGUAUUGGCUAUUAAGAUAACUUUGUGUUAAACUAGAAUGAACAAAUAUAUUGAUAUUUAUUCACAUUACUCUGCUGGCACAUUUAAAUGGGGAUAACCAGGUUGUUCAUGUAGCCUCCUUAUCAUUUUAUAUGAAGUUUGCAUGGUAUCAUACCCAUUAUCUUGUGAUAAGGGGGCUUACCGACGGUAAACAAUCAAACCCAAUUCCGACAUCAAAUUGAGAGGCAGAAAUGGCUACAUUUCUUGGUAGUACAACUUUGGUUAGUAUGGAUAAUCCCAAUUUAGAUGAGCUGGCAAAGAAUUUAACUUAUUACUCCCUGUGUUACUUGUAACAUGUAUCUCUUCAUGCCAAAUCAUCAUAAAUUAAGUCAUUUUGUCUGUAUGUCAGAUUGUAUUUGUAAAUGUUUUACAUGUAAUGUCGGAAUAAAAGUAGCAUUUUGCAACAAUUAAACUUC
Messenger RNA from Lineus longissimus, 5000 nucleotides. Its product is annotated as serine/threonine-protein kinase DCLK2-like. The record is from RefSeq and is a predicted model, not a curated record. Bases 278 to 2419 code for a protein of 713 amino acids. Gene Ontology annotation, molecular function: protein kinase activity; ATP binding. Gene Ontology annotation, biological process: protein phosphorylation; intracellular signal transduction. The transcript is spliced from 14 exons. NCBI's taxonomy places the organism in Eukaryota, Metazoa, Nemertea, Pilidiophora, Heteronemertea, Lineidae.